Gigantopelta aegis is the source of this 1942-nucleotide messenger RNA. RefSeq names its product baculoviral IAP repeat-containing protein 3-like. Bases 87 to 1052 code for a protein of 321 amino acids. Gene Ontology annotation, biological process: negative regulation of apoptotic process; regulation of cell cycle. The record is from RefSeq and is a predicted model, not a curated record. Gene Ontology annotation, molecular function: cysteine-type endopeptidase inhibitor activity involved in apoptotic process. The transcript has 2 exons. NCBI's taxonomy places the organism in Eukaryota, Metazoa, Mollusca, Gastropoda, Neomphalida, Peltospiridae. Gene Ontology annotation, cellular component: cytoplasm; nucleus; spindle microtubule.
AUCAACAACAGGCUUGAAGUUGAACAACUACGCAUACGCCAAUUUUGUCUGUGCUUGACAAACCUAACUUCGCGGCUCGAGUGAAAAUGUUGUCUUCUUUGCAGCACUCGAAUCUUCAGACUGAUUCUGUUGGGUUAGAUGUGCGUUCCAGUGCUGUUUUGAAUACUGAUUUUAAUAGUAGCAGCAGUUAUGAUGCCGAUAUGCUCAGUAAGCGCCUGAACACAUUUAGAAACUACAGAGGUAACAAAACUGCGCUGCAGUUGGCCAUGGCAGGUUUUGUGUACACGGGCUCGGCCGAUAAGGUUAUGUGUAAUUCGUGCGGGGUUCGGCUGUAUAACUGGAUCGGGGAAGAAGACCCGUUGGAGGAACAUCGAAAAUAUUCAUCGGACUGUAGUUUCAUCAAGGCCAAAUUUCCCACCAGUUCAACAGAAUCGGGAUGUUAUGUAAAAUCCGAUUCCGUUUCUUCUAACUCUAGCAUAGUGCCCAAGUUCAAAGAAUACGCCAGUUAUGAAGAGAGACUGAAAAGUUUCGCUGGGUGGCCGUUGAAGCUGCCGUCCCAGAAACCGAGCGUCUUGGCCCAGUCUGGGUUUUUCUACAUCGGUUCGGCCGAUCGCGCCAGAUGCUUCCACUGCGGUCUGACCUUGAGGGACUGGGAUGAUGACGACUUCCCACCUGCCGUACACAGAGAAUGGUCGGCAGAUUGUGAAAUUGCCAAAAAUCUGGAUGUUGAAAAAAUAAGGAGGGACGUAGAAGACGAGGGUUUCGUAUCGAUCUCGGGCACCUUCAAGAAAGAACCCGAAAUGCCUGUCAAUAUGGCUGACGCUACUACUGUAACUUAUGCUCAGCCAGCCGAUCGCGUGGUGAGCCAGGCUACUCAGGAGGAUAAUUCCAGCAGUAACUAUGGAUACAACCCGACUAUUCAGGCAGUUUUGGAAAUGGGCUAUUCAAUUGACGUUAUUAAUAAGGCGAUCGAAAAAAGAAAGAACGAACUAGGGUCUCAAUUCCCAAAUGCGGUGGCUCUGUUUGAAGCUGUGUUGGAUCAGGAAGGUUGAUACGCUCCAGCUGGACUACGUGUUUGGUUUUGAUCUCAAAUACAGUGUGACUCCACUUCCUACGAGUGCCAAGCAGUGCAUGCACCGAGCCCGUGUGCACCCAUGUCAUCAUGGAAAGUUGCAGGAUGAUGUGAAAUGAUGAAGAUCAAGAUAGCGAUGUGAAAUGAUGAAGAUCAAGAUAGCGAUGUGAGAUGAUGAUAAUGGAGAUAGUGUCAUGGAGAGUAGUUCUUGCUUGUGGGCAUAGCAUUCUAGUUUGGAAAAAAAAGUUAAUAACAUUUUUAAUUGGUUUUCAGUUUGGUGUUAUAAAAGAAAUAUAUGGGGGGUUAAUGUUCGAAAAUAAGUUUAGUUUCGAAAGACUUAAAUUUAUAUGCAUUGGUUUUUAUGCAUUAAUAAUAAAUAAUCAUAUAUAAUAAUCCACCGAUAGUAAAUUUAGUAUCCAAUAUUGAUAAUAAUUUUAAUAUACUUUUUUAAAGUUCAGACCAUUAAAUGUUUUUGGAUUAAUUAAGUCAUUUACUGUUCAAGUAUAUUUUUGUGCAAUUGAAUCUAUAGCCAUGGCUAUGAGAUAAUGAUUAAUUAUCUGUGAUAAUUUAACCAAUUUGUGUUCAUGUAUACCUUUACUUCGGUUUUCCAUUCACUGGAAGAAAUUUGAUUAAUCACAAUUUCUUUAAAUUACCUGUUAUAAUCUAAUAAUGACAUUUUAAAAAGUAUAUCCAAUAAUAAAUAUGUGUAACUGAAUUAGAAGUUCAUGUGUUAAAUCGGUUAACAUUUGUUUAGUUUAAUGAUGACACCAUUAGAGCACAUUGAUUAAUUAAACUUCGGCUAUUGGAUAUAAAACAUUUGAUAAAACAAAUUUGCACUUUAGUCUUAGAGGAAACCUGCUACAUUUUUGC